Molecule: messenger RNA, 1411 nt
Organism: Schizosaccharomyces cryophilus OY26
Lineage: Eukaryota; Fungi; Ascomycota; Schizosaccharomycetes; Schizosaccharomycetales; Schizosaccharomycetaceae
Product: Smc5-6 complex non-SMC subunit Nse4
Exons: 7
Coding region: 447-1349 (300 amino acids)
Biological process (GO): DNA repair
Cellular component (GO): nucleus; Smc5-Smc6 complex
Source: RefSeq, a predicted model, not a curated record
CUUUAUUGGUUUGAAGCUUCCAAACUUGGGUACAGGGACAUCUUUCCUUGGCAACAUAUUAAACACUAUACACCAGAAUAUAUCUUAUAAAAACCUGCAAACUAUAUUCAUAAAAUAUUCAUUUUCUUAGGGAAACCUACAAGUAAGCAAAGUGCGUUGUCUUGGUGGAAGUAUUUGAGAUACGGUGAAGAAUCUCCUAAAAAAACAAUUUUUGGUUAUUUCUUCAUUGAUUCUUGAUAUUUCGUUCUACUAAGUCCUAAACUUUACGUUCAUUUGGUAUUUUAUAUCUUUGACUAGUGAUUCACAACUUUUUCGUAUAUAAAUUGCUUUCUAUACUAUAAUCAAAAAGCAUUAGAUCGAACAAACAGUUUGCCUUAGCUGUCUUGAAAUAUCUUUUAAAUUAAAGCAAUAUAUAUAUUUUAGUCUGUUGAUGCUUAACCAGGAAGAUGCCUCCUAUUGACAAGCGCGACCUUCGAAAGCGGUACCGAUCACUAAUUAAUCAAGUUCAUGAAUCUCGCCUUGAGUUGGUGGACCAAGAAAACAAUGCCCUAAUUGAAACAGUGGCCUCCGCUAAUGAUUUAUUUUCAUCAGUUGAGGCACCCACAGAAGCUGCUUUGGAUGCUUUAUUGUUGACAAAAACUGUGGACUUGGCAUCUAUGAGAACCAAGCAACUUCAUAUAGGAAAACCAAAAUUCAAUAUUGAAUUGUAUAUCAGGCAGAUUAAACAAUUUUUGAGUCAAAAUAGUUCCAACGCCGUCAGCUCACAAUCUAACAAUCAUGAACUCGCAUGGUCAAGGUUAGGAAAGAUUGCUUGGAAGUAUCAAAGCAGGCCAGCUUCUAUUAAUUUAAUGGUUGGGCCUUUGUCUUUUCGGAAAAAGGAAAGACAAGUGCAAAGAAGGGAAAAGCUACAGCGAGCUCCAAAUACGUCGACUCAGCCUAUACUGCUCAAUCAAGAUAAUAUUUCUGCCCAGGAAAACAAUACCACAAAAAAUGUUUUACAGAUUUCCCGUCUACUUCGAAAGCAUCAACCAAUCGAUCUUUUGAAGUUUAUUACAAACCCGGAAAGUUAUUCUCAAACCGUUGAGAACCUGUUUUAUGUCAGUUUUCUUUUUAAAGAAGGAAAAGCGGCCUUAAUUGAAGAUUCAUUAGGAGCGCUUUUACUAGAGAGUAAAACGCCUCCAUCGGAUGAGCAAGUAAAUUCUGGGGAAGUACGAAACGUUCAACUCGUUAUGGACAUGACUUUAGAUCUUUACGAAGAUAUUAUACGAACUUUUGAAAUUACGGAUAGCAUUAUACCAACGCGACGACCAGUAGAGACUGCCGCUAGUAGUAAUACAUGGUACAGUUAAUUUUGGAAAGGAAAGGGAAUGUUUAUUAGUUGUAAAUUAUGAAUUAAUUUUUAUUAGCCCGA